Molecule: messenger RNA, 276 nt
Organism: Paramecium octaurelia
Lineage: Eukaryota; Ciliophora; Oligohymenophorea; Peniculida; Parameciidae
Source: the annotation of a GenBank genome assembly
AUGUAAAAAUAUUUGUUGAAUACAUUCAAAAUUUGGCUUUGGGAUUUAGGCCAUCUUUUUGGUGAAAAUAUAAGAUAUUAUACAAUCAUCGUUUAUGCUGUGCUGAAUGGAGUUCAAACCAAAAUUUAUGAAGGUAAUUUAGCAACAUCAAUAGUCAAGAUAAAAUUUAAUGAGUAACACGUUGAAUAAUUUGAUGUAAUAAACGUUGGAGGGAAUACAUACUAUCAAAAUAAUUUGGAUAUUAUAAAAGCUGAUGCAUAUUAUUCAUUUUCAUGA